CUGGAUGCUCGGGUCUCGCUUGUGUGAUGAUCAUUAGUUGAGCGAGGACAGUUGAAUAAUUGGGAGCUCGAAGUUGCUUCUGCCUCUGGGAAAGGUCUGUUGGGCUAUUGCUUUUCUUUUUUAAAAAAGCCAAACAUUUGAUCACCAUCUACCUGCAGAAGUGAGUUUUUCUUGAAGAAGCUCUGGCUGCUCUCUCCUCAUUGCCAGCAACCCAGCGGGACUCUCUUAGAGUGAGCUAUUUCUCAGGCCAGGCACGACAGCAGUGCUAGUAAAUUUGAAAGAGCAGGACACAGCCACUGCAUGCAGAGCUUGGAGCCUUACAACUCCCCAGGCUAGCCUUCCAAGCAGCGGUGUAGCCAGUGACCCUUGGUAUUGUGGUCACAUCCUGCUUCAAAAGUGACCAGUCACCAUCGGCGACGUUGGGAGAAAGCCGUGAUGUUGCAGAUGCUGUGGCAUUUUCUGUCUAGCCUUUUCCCUAGGGCUGGGUGCCAAGGCUCCGAAGAGGGGAAUGAUAACGAAGUCAGAGGCACCCCAGCUGCUGCUCGGGGAGACCAGAUGGCAAGCUUUUUGGGGAAACAGGAUGGAAGGGCUGAGGCCACGGAAAAGAGACCCACUAUUUUGCUGGUGGUCGGACCUGCAGAGCAGUUUCCUAAGAAAAUUGUACAAGCUGGUGAUAAAGACCUCGAUGGGCAGCUAGACUUUGAAGAGUUCGUCCACUAUCUCCAAGAUCACGAGAAGAAACUGAGGCUGGUGUUCAAGAGUUUGGACAAAAAGAAUGAUGGGAGAAUCGAUGCUCAGGAGAUCAUGCAGUCCCUGCGGGACCUGGGCGUCAAGAUAUCUGAACAACAGGCAGAAAAAAUUCUUAAGAGAAUACGAACGGGCCACUUCUGGGGCCCUGUCACCUACAUGGAUAAAAACGGCACAAUGACUAUCGACUGGAACGAGUGGCGAGACUAUCAUCUUCUGCAUCCUGUGGAAAACAUCCCUGAGAUCAUCCUGUACUGGAAGCAUUCCACGAUCUUUGAUGUGGGUGAGAAUCUGACAGUCCCUGAUGAGUUCACCGUGGAGGAGAGGCAGACGGGAAUGUGGUGGAGACACCUUGUGGCUGGAGGUGGGGCGGGGGCUGUAUCCAGAACCUGCACGGCCCCGCUGGACAGACUCAAGGUGCUCAUGCAGGUCCACGCUUCUCGCAGCAACAACAUGUGCAUUGUGGGCGGCUUCACCCAGAUGAUUCGCGAGGGAGGGGCCAAGUCACUCUGGCGGGGCAACGGCAUCAACGUCCUCAAAAUUGCCCCUGAGUCGGCCAUCAAAUUCAUGGCUUAUGAGCAGAUCAAGCGUCUUGUUGGGAGUGACCAGGAGACUCUGAGGAUUCAUGAGAGACUUGUGGCAGGGUCCUUGGCAGGGGCCAUCGCCCAGAGCAGCAUCUAUCCAAUGGAGGUUCUGAAGACCCGGAUGGCCCUGCGCAAGACAGGCCAGUACUCGGGCAUGCUGGACUGUGCCAGGAAGAUCCUGGCCAGAGAGGGGAUGACUGCCUUCUACAAAGGCUACGUUCCCAACAUGCUGGGGAUCAUCCCCUACGCCGGGAUAGACCUCGCUGUCUACGAGACGCUCAAGAAUGCCUGGCUACAGCGCUAUGCAGUGAACAGUGCAGACCCUGGCGUGUUUGUGCUCCUGGCCUGUGGCACCAUGUCCAGCACCUGUGGCCAGCUGGCCAGCUACCCACUGGCGCUGGUCAGGACCCGGAUGCAGGCCCAAGCCUCCAUUGAGGGCGCUCCGGAGGUGACCAUGAGCAGCCUCUUCAAACAGAUCCUGCGGACCGAGGGGGCCUUUGGGCUGUACCGGGGGCUGGCCCCCAACUUCAUGAAGGUGAUCCCAGCUGUGAGCAUCAGCUACGUGGUGUACGAGAACCUGAAGAUCACCCUAGGCGUGCAGUCUUGGUGACGGGACAGAGGGCAGCCCUCCCCGCCUGGCGGACUCGUGGAUCCUGGGCCUCCAAGGCCCAGGAUGUGUAGCCAUCUCAUUCUGUGAAUGUGCCAACACUAAGCUGACUUAAGCCAAGCUGUGAAAACCCUGGGACGCACCCACAAGGGAGGGGAGAAGAGCUGGCCGGUCUACCGGGUUUGUCCUGCUGACCCUGGCUGACCCUCGUGUCUGUUCCAGGGCAGACCCACGGGUAUUCCUCGGGUCCGGGGACCAGCAGGACACAGGCUUAUGCACAGUAGGGACAGGACGUUUCCUGUGGUGGCUGCCAAACAGCAGGGCUUAGAGGCCAGCUUAGCUCUUCCAUCUCCUCCUCGCACCCAGAACAUUGGCUGUGGGCCCCGCCCUCUGGCCUGUUGGGCAUCUUCCCUGCGCCCACUUUGCUUCCUCACUGCUGUUUUAAUGUAGUAGGAGGGCUGCCAGCCCACUCUCCACACCCCUUCUCACUCCUCUCCCCUCAGUCCAUGGGGAGAGGUGGUCCACCACCCCGACUUCCUAACUUCCAGUGUCACCUCUGGCGAGGUUGUGCAGGAAAGAGGGAGGAGCCUCGCUUUGUGCUCACCUUCAUCUGAGCUCACCGGCAGCUGGGCACCCGGAUGUGCGAAUGCAUGCAGGGGCCCGGGCCCAGCCCCACCGCCGGCUGCCUGGUGUCCAUGCAUAUGGCUUCCCAGAAGGCGAGUGUUGGUCCUGGAACCCAAAGGCCUCUGCCCUGUGCUGCUGGGGCACUCCUGGUGCUCUGAGCUGGCCCCGGACUCUGUCAGGACUGGUACCAGCUCAGAACUGCUCCCCUGUCCUCGCUUUGGCAUGAGGACAGUGGGGCAUGAUGUAGCGGGCAGGGCAGUCUCUGCCCCAUGUCUGUAUGCCCUGGUGAGAAGAAAGAGGGGUUAAAGGCCUUGAUUAUGUAUUGUUGAGAAAAGGGUUUUGUUUAGUAAGACAAGCUGGACAAAUUUGCGAGUUCUGUGCUUCCAGAGGGAAGACAAGGAAUAGAUAGCUUGGCUGACUGCAUCCAAGUCUGUUUCUGACGCCCCCGGAGAUUUAUGUCCAAUCCCCAUUGGGACAAAGUGGGACCAGCCUCACAUUCCACUGAUGCAACGUAUCACACUGCUUGGAGCCUAUUUAUUUCGUAUUUAUUUGAACAGAGUUAUGUCCUAACUAUUUUUAUAGAUUUGUUUAAUUACUAGCCUGUCAUUUUCAAGUUCAUUUUGUAUUCAUAUUUAUGUUCAUGGUUGAUUGUACCUUCCCAACACCCGAGAGGUGGGGUGAGAGGAAGGGGGCCAUGGGAGCAACCCUCCCCACCACUGCCCGCCCCCAUGUUACAUCUGUCCAAAGACAGAAGAAAGGCAAGGGGGGAGGGGCCCUGAUCUCGGAGAGCUGUCCUUUGGCAGGUUGGGGCAGGCGUGCACCCAGGAAGCUUAGGACCUGAGGGUUUGAUUAGGGGCGGGAAGAGUGGGAGAAAUCUCAAGUCCAUUGAAGAUGGAAGCCCAAAUUCUUUCUUGGACUGGGAGGACUUCUUUAUUUCACCCUUUUUGAAUUACGAGGCAGCGAGGUGCCUAUCACUGUGAGUUUGGGAUGGGGCUAGAGGAGAGGGCAGCCAGCUCCCCGCCCCACCUGUGAAGUGGGCUCCCCCCUCCCAGCGCCCCCCCAACCUGCUGCCCCUGCUCAGUAAUGCUGGUCAACCUGCAGCCUCACAGUUGUACUUCCAUUCCACCAGAAUGGCCCAAUGAGGACAAUUUAAAUAGGAUGCAAAGAUCAAUGCAAAAGUUAUUCUUAUAUAUGAAUAUAGUUAUAACUGGAAUUUGUGAAAAAGCAAAUUGAGAAAUUGGAAGCUGUCAUUUAAAAGAGCCUUCUAAUAAAGUUGUUUCAAAGCUGA
Messenger RNA from Hipposideros armiger (great roundleaf bat), 3850 nucleotides. RefSeq names its product solute carrier family 25 member 25 (gene SLC25A25). Bases 436 to 1941 code for a protein of 501 amino acids. Gene Ontology annotation, cellular component: mitochondrial inner membrane. NCBI's taxonomy places the organism in Eukaryota, Metazoa, Chordata, Mammalia, Chiroptera, Hipposideridae. Gene Ontology annotation, molecular function: calcium ion binding. The transcript is spliced from 11 exons. The record is from RefSeq and is a predicted model, not a curated record. Gene Ontology annotation, biological process: transmembrane transport.